AUGGAUUGUAAGGGAAAAACUGCGCUCGUCAACGUUCAGCUUGGAGAUGAAAUCGUUAUUUCCGGGAUUGCCGGUAGAUUUCCCGAAUCUGAUAAUAUCAGGCAUCUCCAAAAUAAUCUAUUCAAUAAAGUGGAUCUUGGUUCGGAUGAUGAUCGUCGAUGGUCGUACGAACAUCAUGAGGUGCCAAGACGCAUGGGAAAAAUCAAUAAUAUCGAGAAAUUUGAUGCGGAAUAUUUUGACAUACCCUUCAACCAAGCCCACAUAAUGGAUCCCAUGUCUAGAUGCCUCUUGGAACAUACAUACGAGGCCAUCGUCGAUGCGGGAAUAAAUCCAAAAGAUUUACGCGGUACGAAGACCGGAGUGAUCGUCGGGACGUGUUACUCGGAGUCGGAGAAGGGUUUGUUUUACGAGAAAACACAGUUCGCUGGUCUUGGACUACUGGGAUGUAGCAAAUUCAUGCUAGCAAAUAGGGUUUCUCACUGGUUAGGAAUCAAAGGAAUAUCAUUCAUGAUCGACACCGCCUGCAGUUCAAGUCUUACCGCUAUAGAGUACGCUUAUAGAAUUAUCCGAUCUGGAGAAUGCGACGCCAUGAUUAUUGCUGGUGCAAAUAUCUGCCUGAAUCCAUCUAUUUCUUUGCAGUUUGCGCGACUUGGUGUUUUAUCGUCCGACGGAUUCUGCAAACCCUUCGAUGUCGAUGGAAAAGGUUACAUGCGUAGUGAAACAGUCGCGGUCGUGUUUCUCCAAAGGGCGAGGAAAGCUAAAAGAAUUUAUGCGACUCUGGUUUAUGCUAAGACGAAUUGCGACGGAUUCAAGGAACAAGGCAUUACUUUUCCAUCCGGCGAAAUGCAAAAACGUUUAUUUCAAGAGUUUUAUGACGAAUGCGGCAUAUCGCCAUCUUGCAUCGCCUAUUUAGAAGCUCAUGGUACCGGUACGAAAGUCGGCGAUCCGGAAGAAGUCAACGCAAUCGAUAGUGUUUUCUGCAAAGAUAAAUGUAGUACUAAUCCUCUACUAAUUGGUUCCGUUAAGUCUAAUCUGGGUCACGCCGAACCUGCUAGUGGCCUGUGUCAAAUAGCUAAGGUGGUGAUAGCAAUGGAAACCGGCGUGAUACCGCCAAACAUACAUUUCACGCAAGGACGUAAUGAAAUUGAUGCUUUCAAGAAGGGGUCCAUUCGUGUCGUGACUACCCCGACGUUAUGGCAGCCCACUCCCGUGUGUAUAAAUUCUUUCGGCUUUGGCGGAGCCAAUGCUCAUAUUCUGUUAGCACCUAAUAUGAAGAAAAAGGUCAACGGUGGGGUGCCACAGGACGGUUUGCCGAGGCUCGUCGUUUUAUCUGGUCGUACUGAACAAGCAGUCGAGUCAUUUUUACAUGAGAUUGAAAGACAACCAGUAGAUGUUGAAUACGUUCGGUUAUUACACGAUCUUUAUGCUGACGAGAUGCAAUAUCAUCCUUAUAGAGGUUAUACGAUUGUCGAGUCUCAAACAUCGGGCAAAAUAAUAAGUGAAAUAGAGUAUUAUUCAGGAGUAAGAAAGCCGAUCUGUUUUGUGUUUUCCGGUAUUGGAUCCCAAUGGUUUGGCAUGGGGGAAGCAUUACUGCGAUUUCCAACAUUUUCCAAAACCGUGGGAAAGUGUGAUACAAUUUUAAAAGUGCGUGGAAUACAUAUCAUCGAUAUUUUAACGAGCAAACAGAAAACUACUUUUGAUAGUAUAUUGAACUCGAUCGUGGGCAUCAUCACGAUUCAGCUUGGAUUAGUAGACCUCUUAAAGUCUCUAAAUGUCAAACCGGAUUAUGUUAUCGGUUGUUCAAUUGGUGAACUCUGUUGCGGAUACGUGACAGGAGACUUUACGAUCGAAGAAGUAAUUUUAUCCGCUUAUUACAUCGGACUGACGUUGAGUGAAAUAAAAAUAGUCCAAUGCGCCAUGAUAGAUAUUGGUCUCAGCUAUAAAAACGUGAAGGUCAUAUGUCCACCGGAUAUUGAAGUAAUCUGCAGUUACAGCCCAAAUGCUUGCUCCAUCAUCGGGCCAACCGAAUCAGUAAAAGCUUUUACUACAAAAUUACAGGAUAGCAAAAUCUUCACAAAAGCUGUUACGUGUAGCAGUAUUCCUCUCCAUAGUUCUUAUCUUGAUAUCGUAAAAACCAGAAUGUUGGCUUACUUGUAUCAAACAGUACCUCAAAAAAUGAUUACCGGCUCGAUAUGGCGCAGAUUGUCCAACGAUACAGAAUUAUCUUAUGCCGAUUACUUUACGAAUAGUCUAAUGAGACCAGUAUUUUUUGAGAAUGUUGCAAAACUGAUCCCGGCGAAUGCAUCGUUCGUCGAAAUUGCGCCGGAUGGAAUUCUGCAGGGUGCCUUGAAAGAAAUGUUCGAUACAAUGAAUAUCACGUUGUCUCAACGCGAUCACGAAGACGUCAAAAUAUUUUUGCGAGGACUUGGCAAAAUGUAUAACAGUGGUUUGCAGCUGCAAUUAGCUAAGUUAUAUCCGACUGUAGAAUUUCCGGUUAGUCGUGGCACCCCGAUGAUCUCGCCAUCGAUCAAGUGGAAUCAUUCCGAUAAUUGGUAUGUACCGUUCUACACUAUCGAGAAGCAAAUCACUUCGAGAGAGAGAAUAAUCAAUAUCUCAUUGCGUGACGAGGAUUAUGAAUAUAUGACCGGUCAUGUAAUCGAUGGAAGAACUCUGCUGCCAGCUACGGGAUAUAUUGAUCUCAUUUGGAAAACAGCUAGUAUGUUAAAGGGCCGAUUUCAAAAUAAUGUGCCUGUUGUAUUUGAAGAUGUCAAAUUUCUUCGGGCGACUCAUAUUCCGAGUCAGGAAAGUGUAAAAUUGACGUUAAUGUUGCAGAAAGCAACCGGAACGUUUGAAAUAAUAGAAGGAAGUAAUGCUGUCGUUAUUGGCAGAGUACGCAUACCUUCAGAUCCUGCGAAGGAAAGAACUGCGACCGAUUACUUUCAAGAAGACCAGGAGGAGGAAGUGAUGCAGACGAGAGAUGUCUAUAAAGAACUCAAAUUGCGCGGAUAUCAAUAUGCUGGAAUAUUUCGCGGAUUAAGGAGCUUAUCCAUUACGGGCAAGCGGGGGCACAUUACUUGGUUGAAUAACUGGGUAGCUUUCAUGGAUAAUAUGCUACAAAUGCAGAUUCUCAGUAACGACACGAGAAAUCUUUACGUUCCUACUGGAAUACAGAAGUUGGUGAUCGACCCAAAAUUUCAUAUGCAGCACGUACAAAAUAUAACGACCGAAAAUCAACAGUUUGCUGCACGUCUGUACAAAAAUUUGGGUCUGAUAAUAUCCGGUGGUGUGGAGAUGAGCGGUGUUACGGCCACUCCUAUAACUCAGCGGAAGCCAACUGGACAUCCCGUUCUUGAAGAGUAUAGAUUCGUAGCUCAUCGUGACGGAGCGAAGGUUUCUUUUCAAGAGGGUGUAAUCCUAUCGACACAUCUCGCUCUGGAGUUUCACCAAACAACGAAAGUGAACAUCAUCGAGCUGAUCGAAGACGGAGACGAAUUAACAACAAAGGAAUUAGCGUCCUCAAUUUUUGUAGAAAUUUUGGGCAAUUUACCACUCGUUCAACCCAAUAUCAACUUAGUGAAAAGAACUAAUCGUUUUGAUCACGUCAUACUUCCUUUAGAAAUCGUAGUAUCGGAAAAGCUGAAGGAGGACGAUGCCAUUUUAGUAACAGGAUGCAAUUUGUUAACUAAUGGCAAGAACGAAACCUUGAAAGAAAUUUUGCAGGUAUUAAGACCCGAUGGGUUUUUAUUGACACGGGGACAGUCACUCACGAAGGAGGACAUCGCGAAUGCUGAGAGGUGCAAUCUAGCUGUAGUACUUGAGAAAAACACAGGAAACGAGCAUAUUACCCUCUUGAAGAAGAGAUGUCAGUCGACGAGUAAAACGGAAGUCAUAUCAGCAAACAAUCACGAGUUUUCUUGGCUGAAAGAACUUAAAAUAAUUCUGAGCGCAGAAAGUGAAUUGACCAACACGACGAGAAUAAUUAUAGUCGGACAGGGGGAUACAGAAUGCGGCUUAUUGGGUCUCGUUAACUGUUUGAGGAGAGAACCAGGCGGUGAAUUAAUUCGAGGAUUGUUUAUUCAGGACGAAAACGCACCGAAUUUCUCACUGCACGAUCCUUUCUACGCGGAGCAACUUCAGAUAGAUCUCAUUAUAAAUGUUUUACAACCAGGAAAGGUAUGGGGAUCGUACAGGCACCUUCCGUUGGCGCCUCUCCAGCCCAAGCUCGUAUAUCAUGCUUUCGCCAAUCAAAUGGUUCGGGGUGAUAUGAAUUCCCUUCGCUGGAUUGAAGGUUCGAUUACCCCUGGUUGCCAGGACGAAAAAUUAAUUAAUGUAAUUUAUGCGUCACUUAAUUUCAAAGAUGUAAUGACUGCAACCGGCAAAAUUAACUUGGAGAGUUUAAUGUCACGCGGAAGACUGGAGGAUUGCAUGUUAGGUUUGGAGUAUGUCGGUAUUGAUGGUGCUGGACGCAGAAUAAUGGGAAUGGCCGAAAAUAAGGCCAUAUCAAACAAAUAUAUACGCGAUAAAUAUGUUUCUUGGGAAAUUCCGAGUGAAUGGACACUCGAGGAGGCCGUGACAAUUCCCUGUGCUUAUAGCACAUGUUAUUACGGAUUGCAUUUCUGCCGAGGGUUAAGGAAAGGCGAUAAGAUACUUAUUCACUCAGGUACUGGCGCUGUAGGCCAGGCAGCGAUCCACAUCGCGCUUCACGCAGGUUGCGAAGUAUUCACUACAGUUGGCACUUCGGAAAAACGGAGAUUUAUAAGAGACAUUUUCCCGUCUAUCCCGGAGAGCCGUAUCGGACAUUCGCGCGACACCAGCUUCGAGCAGAUGAUAUACCAACAGACCGACGGUCGCGGCGUGGACAUCGUAUUAAAUUCUUUAGCCGAAGAUAAACUUCAGGCCUCCGUACGUUGUCUCGCGAAAAGUGGGAUCUUCUUAGAAAUCGGGAAGUUCGAUAUGAUGGCUAACAAUACUUUGGACAUGUCAGCAUUCUCGAAAGGGAUCAAAUUUUACAGUGUUAUGCUAGACAAAAUGUUCUGCGCUCCCGAGGAAGAGAAACGGCGUUUAAACAGAAUACUAGCUGCCGGCCUCGAAAGCGGAGCCAUUAAACCAAUUGUUAGAAAAAUUUUUCAAACAAACGAAAUUGAAGCGGCCUUUAGAUACAUGGCAGCAGGAAAGCACAUUGGAAAAGUAAUUAUAAAGAUUCAAGAAGAGGAGAAAUUCAUAGACGAGCCGAUACUUGCUCUACCGCGUUACUACUGUCUACCGAAUAAGGCAUACAUUAUUUUAGGAGGAUUGGGCGGUUUCGGUUUAGAAUUAGCCGACUGGUUGGUCAUUCGGGGUGCUAAGAACCUCGUGUUGAUUUCACGUGCCGGAAUGAAGAAUGGUUAUCAGCGUAUGAUGAUUGAACGAUGGAAAUCCUACGGAGUGAGAGUACUAAUCAUAUCGAACGUUGAUGCAUCAGACGUCAAAGACUGCGAACAUAUAUUGAAUGUAACAGAGAAACUUGCGCCAACGGACGCCAUAUUCAAUCUUGCUGUAGUACUGAACGACAAAGUUUGCCAGAACCAUACGAUAGAGACAUUCCAGGCACCAUUCAAAGCGAAAGCUUGGGCCACCAAAAAUUUGGACCAGUUGUCUAGACAAAUAUGUCCUCAGCUCCGGCAUUUUGUCGUCUUUUCUUCUGUAUCGUGCGGUAGAGGCAACGGCGGACAAAGCAAUUACGGAAUGGCAAAUUCUGUCAUGGAGAGAAUUUGCGAGAGGAGAUCGCAAGAAGGCUUGCAUGGAUUGGCGAUUCAGUGGGGAGCGAUCGGCGAUGUUGGCCUGGUAGCCGACAUGCAGGAAAACGACAGAGAAAUGGUAAUCGGUGGUACAUUGCAGCAAAAAAUAAGCUCCUGCAUUGAAAAGCUCGAAGUAUUUCUAUUACAAGAGCAGCCUGUAGUGGCAAGUAUGGUCGUGGCUGAGAAGCGUUUGGGCGCUAUUAGCGGGAUCAAUAUUGUCGAUACUGUAGCUAACAUUAUGGGUUUGAAAGAUUUGAGUGGUGUUUCUGGUCAUACACGCUUGUCUGAAAUUGGAAUGGACUCGAUGAUGGCCGUGGAAAUUAAGCAGACCUUAGAACGGGAAUAUGGGGUAUUUCUCACUGCCCAGGAUAUUCGUAACCUCAAUUUCGCCAAACUUACUCAAAUGUUUGACCAAGAAGCACGGAAUGAAAAGCUACGUUCCGGCAAUCCUAAGGAUUCCAACGAUUUGGCUGGUCUAAAAAUACUCGUCCGGGUGGUAGGCAAUACUGACUUAAUACCCGAAGUUUGUAUUAAUCUUCCAACGAAAAGAGAUAUAACAAAAAACGAGAUAUUCUUGUUGCCUGGUGUCGAAGGUUGCGGAAAUAUUUUCAACCUGUUGGCACCCAAAAUAGAAGCUCCGGCAACGUGCCUACAAUACGGGACGUACAACAUAGGCAAUAACUGUCACACGAUAACCGAGAUCGCUGAUUGUCUUUUAAAACACAUAUUGGGCAGAAUCAAGUCAAAAAGUUUUGUGAUAGUCGCAUAUUCAUACGGAUCAUUAAUAGCGAUUGAAUUGAUGAGAAAGUUGGAGGAAAUGAACCUCCGGGGCCGAUUAGUGCUUAUCGACGGCGCACCCGAACAAAUGAAAGCAUUGACGAAUCAACAUAUACCUUUCACUACGAUGGAUGAACUUCAGAAUAAUGUUCUCUUGAGUAUAAUGGAUAUAUUAUAUCCUGCUAUCAGCGGCAAGCUUUUAUUGGAAUUAAACAAAUGCACUAACUGGGACGACAAGUUGAAUAUAUUUAUACGCCACAUUCCUCCGAUAUAUACGAAAAUGUCAAUCGAUUGUUCAAGAGCUUUAUGUAUAACAUUGUACAACCAUAUUCGAGCUCUCCACGAAUAUGACGUGACACAAAUAUCGAAAAUUACAUCGCCUGUAAUACUUUUGAAACCAACCGUGCAAUCGUUGCUUUCACCUGAUGAAGAUUAUGGUUUACAUAAGAUAACCACAGGAAACGUGCAAGUCCAUUUCGUGGAAGGUAAUCACAUCACGAUUUUAGACAGCGACAAAGUAGUAGCUGCGAUCAACGGACAACACAUUGAGGAUGCCAGAAAAAUGCAGUCAAACAUGAUGGAUGUUAAUAAAACAAUUUCUGUUGAAGGUAAUCGCACUAGAUCAUAG
Dinoponera quadriceps is the source of this 7182-nucleotide messenger RNA. Its product is annotated as fatty acid synthase-like. NCBI's taxonomy places the organism in Eukaryota, Metazoa, Arthropoda, Insecta, Hymenoptera, Formicidae. The transcript is spliced from 19 exons. Gene Ontology annotation, biological process: fatty acid biosynthetic process. Gene Ontology annotation, molecular function: oxidoreductase activity; fatty acid synthase activity; 3-oxoacyl-[acyl-carrier-protein] synthase activity. The coding region runs from base 1 to 7182 and encodes 2393 amino acids. The record is from RefSeq and is a predicted model, not a curated record.